AUGGCGUCUAACCACCCGACCAUUGAGAUCGUGGAGGUGGACAAAGACCACAUCAAGUUCUCCCUCUCCAACGCAGACUCUAGCCUGGCCAACGCGUUGCGGCGUGUCAUUAUUUCCGAGGUCCCGACCAUGGCCAUUGAUCUGGUGGAGAUCCACGCCAACUCGUCGGUCCUCCAUGACGAGUUUGUGGCUCAUCGGCUGGGCCUCAUUCCGCUCGACUCGACCAACGUGGGUCAGUUCAACUACACCCGCGAGUGCUCGUGCAACCGCCGGUGUGCGCUCUGCUCGGUCGAGCUCCGGCUCGACUUUAAGUGUGAGGGCGAGCAGACAGUCAACGUCACUUCGUCGAUGCUGUAUUCAGAGGACGAUCGGGUGGUGCCGGUGGUGUCACAGGACAUGGCGCGGCCGACUCGGCAGAAUGGCGACGACGACGAUGACGUGGUGCCCGAGGUCGAGGACACUGGCGUGCUCAUCGUCAAGCUGCAGGAGGGCCAGAAGCUCUCGCUCCGGGCCAUUGCUAAGAAGGGCGUGGGCAAGGAGCAUGCCAAGUGGUCGCCGGUCUCGUGCGUCGAGUUUCAGGAGGUGCCCGAGGUGGUCAUCAACCAGGACCUCAUGGCCGAGCUCGAGGAGGCCGACAAGGAAGAGUGGGCCGCAUCGUGCCCGAGCAAGGUCUUCCGCUACGACCCGGUCUCGCGUCAGGUCGAGGUUGUCGAGAAUGGCCGCGCCUGCACCUUUUGCCGCGAGUGCACCCUCAAGGGCGAGCUGCUCGAUACCCGUAUCAACCCGGGCGAGGACCGCUUUGCCAAGCUUGUCCGCAUCACCUCCAAGCCCAAGGAGUACAUCAUCACCGUCGAGUCGUGCGGCACCCUCCCGGCCGCCGACAUUGUCCAGUCGGCCCUGGCCGUCAUCAAGGAAAAGCUCUCCAACGUCCAGGCCGAGAUGAACGGCGCCUGGCAGUGACGCGGUUGCUCUGUUGCACCGUCUCUCUCUCUGCCCCUGCCCCUGCCCUCGCUUCUUGGCCACGGGUCACUAAACUUGUCGAUCUUGCC
Molecule: messenger RNA, 1049 nt
Organism: Thecamonas trahens ATCC 50062
Lineage: Eukaryota; Apusomonadida; Apusomonadidae
Product: RNA polymerase Rpb3/Rpb11 dimerization domain-containing protein
Exons: 2
Coding region: 1-960 (319 amino acids)
Biological process (GO): DNA-templated transcription
Cellular component (GO): RNA polymerase II, core complex
Molecular function (GO): DNA-directed RNA polymerase activity; protein dimerization activity; DNA binding
Source: RefSeq, a predicted model, not a curated record